This is a messenger RNA of Cryptococcus deneoformans JEC21, 2047 nucleotides long. Its product is annotated as centromere/microtubule binding protein cbf5, putative. Bases 46 to 1557 code for a protein of 503 amino acids. Gene Ontology annotation, cellular component: box H/ACA snoRNP complex. Gene Ontology annotation, biological process: mRNA pseudouridine synthesis; box H/ACA sno(s)RNA 3'-end processing; snRNA pseudouridine synthesis. The transcript has 5 exons. Lineage: Eukaryota; Fungi; Basidiomycota; Tremellomycetes; Tremellales; Cryptococcaceae. The record is from RefSeq and is a predicted model, not a curated record. Gene Ontology annotation, molecular function: RNA binding; pseudouridine synthase activity.
CUGGGUCUCACGGGCACUUCCAUAUACCUCAAAAUAACAAUAAAAAUGGCUGUUGCCAGCUCAUCCACCCUCACUGACAGCCAGGUCAGCAAGAUCCAGCAAGAUUCCGACUUCUCCAUCAAGAGCGAGUCCGUCACCCCCAAGCUCGACACUUCUCAAUGGCCUCUUUUGCUUAAGAACUACGAUAAGUUGCUUGUUCGAUCUUCUCAUUUUACUCCAAUCCCCUCCGGUAUCUCACCUCUCAAACGCGACCUCCAAACUUAUGUCAAGUCUGGUGUCAUUAACCUCGACAAGCCUUCCAACCCGUCUUCUCACGAAGUUGUUGCUUGGUUGAAGCGAAUUCUGCGAGUCGAGAAGACCGGCCACUCAGGUACCCUUGAUCCCAAGGUCACUGGUUGUUUGAUUGUCUGUAUCGACAGAGCUACUCGACUGGUCAAGUCCCAGCAAGGUGCAGGAAAGGAAUACGUGUGUGUGGUUCGAUUCCACGACAAGUUGCAGGACGAAAAGGCUUUGCCUCGAGCUUUGGAGACCCUCACUGGCGCCCUUUUCCAACGACCGCCCCUCAUCUCCGCCGUCAAGCGUCAGCUUCGUGUUCGAACAAUCUACGAGUCCAAGUUGAUUGAAUACGACAAUGAAAGAAACCUUGGUGUAUUUUGGGUGUCUUGUGAGGCUGGUACUUAUAUUAGGACUCUGUGUGUCCACUUGGGAUUGCUCUUGGGUGUCGGUGCCCACAUGCAAGAACUCAGACGUGUAAGGAGUGGUAUCACUGGCGAGAAUGAUGACAUCGUGUCUAUGCACGAUGUAUUGGAUGCCCAGUGGUUGUACGAUAACACUCGUGACGAAUCCUACCUUCGUCGAGUGAUUCGCCCUCUUGAGUCUCUUCUCGUCAAUUACAAGCGUAUCGUCGUUAAAGAUUCCGCCGUCAACGCCAUUUGCUAUGGUGCCAAGCUCAUGAUUCCAGGUCUUUUGCGAUACGAAGCAGACAUUGAAGUCAAUGAAGAGGUUGUUCUCAUGACCACAAAGGGUGAGGCUAUCGCCAUUGGUAUCGCCCAAAUGUCCACUGUCGACCUUGCCUCUUGCGAUCAUGGUGUGGUAGCCAAGGUGAAGAGAUGCAUCAUGAACAGGGAUCUUUACCCUAGGAAGUGGGGACUUGGUCCCAAGGCUCAAGAAAAGAAGAAGAUGAUCAAGAAGGGAGAGUUGGACAAGUAUGGCAAGCCUAUCGAAGGUGUUACCCCUCAACAAUGGUCCUCGGGUUAUAUUGACUACAAUGACCCUGAUGCUGUGCCUGCUUCUGGAUCCAACGAUCUCUUGCCCACCCAACCUCCCACUGCAGAAGAUGUGAAGAUGGAGCCGGUCGAGGUCAAGGUUGAGGCGGACGAGAAAAAGCGCAAGCGCGAGGAAGAGGAAGUUGGAUCACCAAAGGCUGAGGAGAAGAAGAAAAAGAAGAAGGUGAAGACUGAGGAUGGUGCGGAGCGAGAGGAAACUGCUGAGGAGAGGGCGGCAAGGAAAGCUGCCAAGAAGGAGAAGAAGGAGAAAAAGAAGGCGAAGGAGGAGUAGGUCUGGGUUUUUUGCGUCUUAUAGAGGGCUCUUGGAUUCUUGCCAAUCAAUUCUCAAUUCCCUGUCAAUCUCUCCGAAACCUUGGAAAAAAAUCUUGAAGAAGUUGAUAUAAUGCCUGACAUCGUGGCUACCCGCUGUCUCCCUAAUGGAGUGCAUGGACAGUUGGGCGAGACCAAUGUCAACCGUGCGGACGUGUGUAGAGAGGUGUGGACCAACGGUUGAACCGCAUGUCUAAAUCACCGUUGAAUCAGCACCGCCUUCGAACCCCUGGUGUAACGCAUGUACGUACGGAAUCAUUGCGGAUCUCGAAUUCUUGGACAGGAACCCCCGCCUUCUUCGCCACUCUUCUCAACAAGAAUGUGGUUUGAGCGUUGGAAGUGUAACGCUGGUUGGCGUUGGUCUUGAUAACGAUACCACCGUUGAUUUUGGGAGCAAGAUUGGGUUCGUAGCGUGAUUCGUAAUUGGGAUGCAUCUGCCGAGCGCAUUAGAU